UACUGUGUGAGCUGUGAUUGGUCACAGCUUCUCACAUGGUACAAGGCUGUUGUGAAUGGCCCUGUUCCAUGUGAUCUCGAUGAUCAUUCACAGAUUUCACACGUAGUAAGCAAUGAUGUCAGAAGUGACAUCUUGCUUACUACUCUUCAUGUGAUCACUGACUGGCCAAUCAGUGAUCACAUGAUCGGGGCCUCAUACAGAUCGGUGUUCCACUGUGUCCUCCGGACACAGCAGGCACUGGAUCGCGGUGCCGUGCGCUCCCAGGGAGUGCACACAGGCUAAAAUGGUGGGCACCAAUUAUGAACGGCAACCUGCACCUGCACUGCUCUCUUCUGGCCGUUUAUAUACAUGGGCCAGACGGGAAGUGGUUAA
Staurois parvus is the source of this 372-nucleotide messenger RNA. Lineage: Eukaryota; Metazoa; Chordata; Amphibia; Anura; Ranidae. The record is from the annotation of a GenBank genome assembly.